Messenger RNA from Suhomyces tanzawaensis NRRL Y-17324, 987 nucleotides. It is a transcript of the gene RBK1, whose product is annotated as putative ribokinase. NCBI's taxonomy places the organism in Eukaryota, Fungi, Ascomycota, Pichiomycetes, Serinales, Debaryomycetaceae. Gene Ontology annotation, molecular function: ribokinase activity. The record is from RefSeq and is a predicted model, not a curated record. The transcript has a single exon. Gene Ontology annotation, biological process: D-ribose metabolic process. The coding region runs from base 1 to 987 and encodes 328 amino acids.
AUGAAAAUCACGGUUGUGGGAUCUUUGAACUAUGACUUAGUCACCUUCACCGAUCGGGUGCCAGCUGCUGGUGAGACCUUCCAGGCAAAUGCAUUCGAAAACCACCUUGGCGGUAAAGGUCUUAACGAGGCCAUCGCUGCUGCCAGGUUGUUGCCUAAGAACUCCGACAUCAGUGUCAGAAUGGUAGGCAAUGUCGGUGAUGAUACCUUUGGAAAGGAGUUGAAACAGGCGUUGGUGGACGCCAGCGUGGACACCACUCACGUCAAGACUAUCGCCAACAAGUCAUCAGGAGUGGCAGUGAUUUUGGUGGAAAAGCACAAUGGAGAGAACCGUAUCUUGAUCACGGGUGGAGCCAACGAUGACUUGAAACCAACUGCAGAAGACUAUGUCCAGUACUUCCCCGAAUCCGAGCCCGAGUUCGUGAUGUUGCAGAAUGAGUACCCCGAUACCAUCAACACCAUCGACUGGAUCAAGACUAACAGGCCAGCCAUCAACAUCGCCUACAACCCUUCCCCAUUCAAGCCUGAGAGAAUCAGCAGCAAGACGUUGAAGCAGAUCGAUCUCUUGAUUCUCAACGAGGGAGAGGCUUUGGACGUCGCCAAGUUCUUGUUAAGUGACAGUGAACUCGAGCAAUUCCAAAGCUCGAUUGAAACCGACAAGGUCCAAGGAUUCUCCGACUUGGCCAGAAAAUUGCAAAGUUUGAUCAACCAUGACAACGUUCAAACCAUCGUCAUCACCAUGGGAGCCAAGGGUUCAAUCUAUGUUUCAAAAGAAAGCAAAGAUGUUGCCUUCGAGCCAUCUAGAAAGAUUGAAAAGGUUGUCGAUACCACUGGUGCUGGUGACACAUUUUUUGGGGGUGUGGUAACAAAACUUGCUUCUGGUAAGAAGAUUGAUGAGGCAGUCAAGUAUGCAACUAUUGCCAGUAGUUUGGUGAUUCAGAAGAACGGUGCCGUCGAAAGUAUUCCAACUUUCGAGCAAGUGAUUUAG